Molecule: messenger RNA, 4252 nt
Organism: Contarinia nasturtii (swede midge)
Lineage: Eukaryota; Metazoa; Arthropoda; Insecta; Diptera; Cecidomyiidae
Product: zinc finger protein 197-like
Exons: 10
Coding region: 525-3785 (1086 amino acids)
Biological process (GO): regulation of transcription by RNA polymerase II
Molecular function (GO): RNA polymerase II cis-regulatory region sequence-specific DNA binding; DNA-binding transcription factor activity
Source: RefSeq, a predicted model, not a curated record
GACGACAUAGUGCGUUUAACCUAUUUGCUAAGCCAUUGAUUGUUCUUACAAAGUUUUUGGUUAUGUGACGAAAAAAUUGAUUUUUUUGGGUGAACAAAUUCAACGAAAGAGAGAAAAAGUAAAACGGUUUCCUAACCACAAAAAUUGUGCAAUUUUUUUUUAAAUCAAAACAAAACACCGUCUCAAUUUCCAGUAAAUGGAAAUUGAUGAUCGUGACCCGUCGAAAUAAAAUCAAGCGAUUUGAUAUAAAUGUAUAUAUGUGAGAGCAUUGGUGCUUAAUAUUUUUUUCUUCUCACAUUUGACUUUCGCAUUUCGUAUUUUUUUUCUCGUCAUUCGGCUCUGGUGGUGCACCAAAUUAAAUAGAAAGACAUAGUGUUGUUCACUGAGCGCCUAGCUUUGGCAUACAUAUAUACAUAUAUGAUAUAUAUAUAUAUAUUUACAAGUGCAAAUGAAUGAAUGUGUGUUGAGUCCAUAGUGCCACAGAUAUAUACGCGUUUAAUAUCGAAGAGUAACCAGACUCAAAAAUGGAUCAAGAGUAUGGAAUAGCUUGGGCCCAAGGGGUCCACUCUGAUGAACAUGGCCAUCAAAUAAUAUGUGAAUCUGGUGCCGAUGAUUUAAUUGAAGAAAAUAAUGACAUUGAAGAGGAUGAAGAAUAUUUGGUUGGCGAAGAGAUAAUCCCAUCAACCGAAAUUAUAACCAUAUCGAAUAGUUUGGAUCAAAUUGCUGCCGAAAAUUUAAUUUACAUGGCACAGGAUGGUAGCGUUGCGAAUAUGGGUGACCUUAUUGAAGAACAAGUUGAUCAAGUCGACAAUGCUGACUAUAACGAGCAACAGUAUUUUGAGUGCACCGUCACCGAAGAGGUCAUCACCGAUGAUUGGGUGCAGCAACAAGGUGAAGAUAGAGUCGAGGUGCCUGUAUAUCAAUUGGGAGUAAAUGAACAAAAUGAAGAGGUACUUGUGCCAUUGCCAACCGAUGAGUAUACAACAUCACGUCCAUAUCCAUGUGAUUUUUGUAGUCGUCGAUUUCGUAAAAAGACCAAUCUCAUGAAUCACAUGGUUGCCCACAAAAAUGUAAAGCCACAUACUUGCAAUUUAUGCGGUGCACGUUACAUUCGCAAAAUAGAUUUAAUGAAUCAUUUGAAAGUUCAUGCACAAGUACCAGAUCAAAAUAUCGAAUACAAUAAUGAUGAUAAAAGUGCCGAUGAACAAGACGAUCUUGAAGAAGAUUCAUUAUUAACAACUCUGAAAAGUGAACCGGUGGGUAAACCACGUCGCCGAACUGGACCAAUUUUGCAACGAAAAGUAGUAAAAAUUGAAAGUGGCGGUAGAAGAACCGCACAAAAAAAGUUAUAUAAUGAAAAUGUUGGCACAAGUAGCCACUAUGAAUCCAUUAUACCCGAUCAUGUAACGGCAAUUGAUUCAAGUAAACCGUUCGUGUGUCAAGUGUGUGGUGUCGCUUUUAGUCGUGAAAAAGCCCUUAAUGCACACGUCGCACUGCAUGGCAUUGGUAAUGCGCUCGAGUGUGAAACAUGUAACGAAGUAUUUUGGACAGUGGAAUCAUUGCAACAACAUCAGAAAAUCCAUGAAGUCGAUGAAGAAAGCAGCGGUUCAGAAUAUGAACCAGAUGGUGAUAAAACCGCUAGUGACGAAGAUUUCGAUCCAAAAUAUGGCAAUUAUUAUUGUAAUGUGUGUGGCAUGUCAUUUCAUCGACCCGAUUUACUUAAACGUCAUGCAAAAACCCAUAAAAAAGACUAUACUUCAAAUAAAAAUGACAACACAACCGAAAGUCAUUGUUGCAAUGUGUGCGGCAAUACAUUCGAAGAAGCAUUGGAUCUACUUGCACAUGCCGAAAUUCAUACGAGAGCCUCAAUUCAAAAGUGCACAUUGUGUGGCGAAUCGUUUACACAUGACAACGAAAUUCGCCAGCAUAUUGUUAACGUACAUGGCAGAGAGCUGACAAGUACAACGUGUCGAAUGUGUGGCAAACACUGUAAAGACGAACGUACGCUAAUGAAACAUGCAUGGGAUCAUUCCAAAGAGAAAAACCAUUCCUGUACGAAGUGUGGCAAAACAUUUCACAAUAAAGCACGACUCAGACGUCACAUGCAAUCACAUCGCAACAAAUCUGUAUCGUGUAAUGUAUGCGGCGAAAAUUUCCCAGAUGGUCGUUCAUUGAUGAAUCAUCGACAUUCCCAUUCAAAUUUAUCGGGUCGACAAUUUCCGUGCCGUGAAUGUGGUAAAACAUUUGGAUCGCGUAGCUCACAACAAAUUCACAUGAGAAUACAUACUGGUGAACGACCUUAUGGUUGUCGGUUUUGUUGGAAGGCUUUCGCAGAUGGUGGUACUCUACGUAAACACGAACGCAUUCAUACAGGCGAAAAACCGUAUGCAUGCCCUGUAUGCCCAAGAGCCUUCAAUCAACGCGUGGUUUUACGUGAACAUAUUCGUUCACAUCAUUCACAACCCGAUCCAAACUAUGAAGACUCAUUGAUGCCAUACUAUUGCACUGUUUGCGGCAACCUAUACAAAACGUCACAGGAAAUUAUUCAACAUUUGAUUGAACAUAGUGAUGCAAAUACGGUAUCAAACCGCCAACCAGUUGUUGGGCCCCGAAAGUACAAACGUCGACGCAAGCUAAAGCCAGAAGAGCUCGAAACGUUCCGCAAAUCGAAAAAUGAAACCACCACAACAAAAACCACAUCAAAGAGAACAUCUCGCAAGCGAGAUGUAUCUGAACAGAGUGACACGAAUUAUAGCUCAUCGUAUGAACAUCAAGAGGAUGUGAUUUAUGAGUCCAGUCGAAAUGACAAUGAUACAGAUAAUAUUGAAGUGGACGAGCCAGAAAUUCAAAGAAUACACAGUGUUGGAACGCGUGUCAAACCGGAAUCAUAUGAUUCAGAUCCUCUCUAUACCGGCGAGUAUCUCGAAGAAACGGCACCAAAACGAAAAUCGCCAACUAAAAGACAAACAACUGUUGCAUCACAAUCAUCCACAUCGUAUUACGUACCAGUAGCACAAAGCACCAAGAAAAAAGUGGUGAUUGAAACAAAAGGCAGUCGAACGACAACAAAAGUUAAGAAAGUCAUAGCAUCGAAUCAAAUAAAAUUGACGCCACCUGAAAUCGAUAAUGGUGGCACACGUCGAUCGAGCCGUACCAAACAACCAACAAAUAAAAAAAUGGAAUCAUUGCCAUCACCAUCGAAGUCAAUGACAAAUGGAACGCCACGAUCAAAAUCACAAGCGAACGCUUUGAGUAAUUUAUAUGGCGAACUAUCAUUAAAAAAGACAACAAACUUAAAUCCAGAUGUUGUAAGCGAUUUGGAAGGAAUUUUAGGUUCACCAAUUAAAACAACACGUGAAACACAUCGUUACGAACAAGUAUCAAUAUCCGAGAAUGUGAAUGCAAAAAACGUUGACGUCAAACCACACAUCAAUGAUGAAAUAAAGCCAGCGACUCGGUCCAGUAAACGGUUAAGCAAUCGUGUUCAACCAACCGUCGAAUUACCGCUAAAGGCAAAAACGGUAAGAACCGCGAAAAAAUUGUCAACAGCCACUGUUGCUGCAUACCAUGCUGAUCACAUAAGCGAAUACAGUCAAGAGAGUCAAGACGAUCCAUUUGGCAAUUUACAAAAUAAUAUCAGCGAAGGUGUUGUGAUUGUAAAACAAGAGAAAGAGGUUUCAUACACAAUGACAGAUGAUAGUACUAAUUUACUUGUAUGUGAAAUGUGCUCAGCCGUAUUCACCGAUCGUGAACUAUUGCUUGCGCAUGUUCGUGUACAUAUUUGAACAUAUAAGAAUUAAUUUCCAACAAAAUAGAUGGAAGGAAAUAAAACCAGGACAAUCAACCUGCUUGUAUCGAUCUAUUUCACAACAAUUUCUCGAAAGAAAAAAAAUUGUCUGUCUUAUAUUUUUUUAACGAUCAUUAUCUCUAAGAUUCACCACCAACAUUUUUUUUUUUUUUUUUUUUGAAAAUGAAGCAAAUGGCAUUCUCUACACUCAACAUUCAAUGAAUAAAUCUGUUGAUUUUUUUUCUUACCUUUUCUUUUUAAACUAAGUUUCAUUUGAGUUAAACAAUUCUAGCAUAAACGUAAGAUUAGCUUUUCACCUUAAGUUGAGAAAACAGCAGUAACUUAGAAUUUAACCAUAAUGAGAAAGAAACACCUACAUAAUAAUCGUGUUUGAUUUACAUUUUAAGAUUAAAAUAUAGAGAAACUGGAUGGAUUAGAUCUUACAUUGUUACAAAUUAGAACAAC